Molecule: messenger RNA, 1923 nt
Organism: Durusdinium trenchii
Lineage: Eukaryota; Dinophyceae; Suessiales; Symbiodiniaceae
Source: the annotation of a GenBank genome assembly
AUGAAGCCGGGUGCCUUCUUGUUGCUGCUGCGCCCCGCUGGGGAUGACUUCGAGGUGCUCCUACAGCACCGUGCAGCCCAUCUCACCAACCCUGGCACCUGGGGCUUGGUUGGUGGAAUGCUCUCGCCCGAGGAGCGCUGGAUCUACCGAAGCAACGGGCUGCCGGAGUGGCUCUGGAAGCGGGUGCUGCGCCGGGCAGCGCUGCGCGAAGCCUUAGAAGAGAUGGGAGGCUCCGAGUCCGACCUGGCCAAGGCCAAGAUCAUCUUCGAGCCGCUCUGUGUCCAAGUGACCCAGGACGGACAGGUGGUGCGGCUUGGACGGAAGGUGGUGGAGGCAGUAGUGCCAGCUGGAUUGACCUUCAUGGAGGUCGACGAGCAACGCUCAAGACCGCUGAGGAUAGGGAGCAGCCACACCUUCGUGUUCGUCUACGUGACACCUGGAUCGAGAUGCGACGCCAUGCGCCAGCCAUGCACCAGCCAUGCGGGCGAAACCAUGCUUCAGCGUGACCGGCAGAUUCGAUGGGCGGCGGAGGAGGCGGCCGCGGAGCGGCGGCAGCAUGCGAUGGAGGGCAGGUCCAUGAUACAUCUGCAGGCGGCGGAGAGUCGCCGCACCUUGCUGACGAUGUCGCCGGAGCUCUUUCAUUCCAAAAUGGCCGGGGAUCGGAGCUUCCUGGAGAUUGUCAAGGAGGAAGUGAGAUCCAGGAUGGGCAUCCCGUACCUCCGGCAGAAGCUCAUGCUGGAAGACCAAGAUAUCCCCUUUCACAGUUCUUGGCAGGCCUUGGAGAAGCCCAGGGAACUCACGCUCCUGACCUUGGACUAUGUGGACACGCAUGGGCAGCGCUUGAGGGCCAUGGCCGAAGCCGGAAAGGUGGAGGAGGCCGAAUACUGCCUCAUGUUGCCACAGGAGCCCAAUGCGGCGGAUGAGAACGGGGAGACAGCAGCACUGAAAGCUUGUCGCCAAGGGCACAUGGAGAUGCUGCAGCUCCUUCGUUACGCGGACGCAGACCUGACUCUGGGGAACAACGACGGGGAGACGCCGCUGUUGCUGGCGGCGCAAGAGGGGCACACGGAGCUAGUGGAGCUCCUGCUGGAGUGUGGUGCUGAGAAGGAGUCGAGUAACUGCUGGGGAGAAACGGCGGUCCUGAAAGCCGCAGAGAACAACCAUGUGGAGAUCCUGAACCUUUUGCUGGAGGCUAAGGCGCACAAGGACAAGUCCACCUGGGAUGGCACGACCGCCUUGAUCUUGGCCGCCGGGCGGGGGAACGUGGAGAGCGUGUCGGCGCUUCUGAGAGUGGGAGCCAACAAGAACAAGGCGAAUCACCAGGAGGAGACGCCCCUUUUCGCGGCCGCGCAGCACGGGCGCCACGACUGCGUCCAUGCGCUGCUGCAGACAGGCGCGGAUCGAUACAAGGCCACGACCAGAGGGCAGGCACCCCUCUUUGCAGCAGCCCAGGCCGGGCACCUGGAGACGGUGAAGCUCUUGGUGGAAGGCCGCCGCGGCGGAGAUAAAGAGGCCCGCUACAAUGGGGCAACGGCGCUCUAUGUGGCUGCGCUGAGGGGACAUGCCUCCGUGGUGAACUGCCUCGUGGAGUGUCAUGCUGACGUCAACAGCGCCACCCCCAGCCACGAGACGGCGCUCUUCGUGGCGGCGCUUCGAAAUCAGGAGGAGGUGGUGAAGAUCCUCUGCCGAGCCUCCGCAGAUGUGAACAAGGCCACAGUGGAUGGUGCCACACCGCUGUUGGUGGCCUCACAAGAAGGCCAUGACCCCAUCGUCAAAGCAUUGCUGGAAGCGGGCGCCGAUCACUGCAAGCGCAUGACCACCGGCGACACGCCGAUCUCCGUGGCCAAGACGAAUACCACCAAGGAUCUCUUUUGGACCACCAAGACAGCUCGCCCCAACAUGUCGCGGUUCAUUUGGGCUUAG